Messenger RNA from Salarias fasciatus (jewelled blenny), 1903 nucleotides. RefSeq names its product sialoadhesin-like. The transcript has 8 exons. Bases 86 to 1279 code for a protein of 397 amino acids. The record is from RefSeq and is a predicted model, not a curated record. NCBI's taxonomy places the organism in Eukaryota, Metazoa, Chordata, Actinopteri, Blenniiformes, Blenniidae.
CUUUAACUGCAGCUGAUCAGCUGGAAAACACACAUUUGGGUUCCUUUAACAUGUCCACUGUGUGAAUGUGCAGGCUCCAGUCAACAUGUUUCUUCUUCUGACUGUUUUCUUCCUCCCAGCUGUUUUGGUUCAUUGUGGCGGUGACAAAGCUGAUCUCUUCAUCACUGCACCGAGGAGUCUGGAAGCAGUGAAUGGAUCCUGUUUGAUUAUCCCCUGUAGCUUCACACCUGCUUCAGAGGAAGGCUUUGACAACAGAAGAAGAGUAGUUGCAGUGUGGAUUAAAGAUGAUGCACCUUUUCGGGAUCAUCCAGAAAGAAUAGUUUUUAAAAGCAGUGAUGCAGUUAAAUACCCUGAUAUCAGCAUCAUUGGAGACCUGAGAGAAAGAGACUGUACCACCAAGUUUAAUAUUGUCAAACUUGAAAAAACCACAAAGUUCUUCUUUAGAAUUGAGAAUGAAUCGUUCAAGGCAACAGCUGAUUUACAUCCUGUUGAGAUUAAACUUAAAGGUUCUCCUCCGAGGCCCAGAUUAGAAGUCUCAGGUGAUCUGAAGGACCUGAAGGAGAAGGAGUCUGUCACUGUAACCUGCUCAGCUCUCACUCCCUGUUCACACUCCCCUCCUCAACUCACCUGGAGCCUCCAACAAGACGCUCACAGCCAAACUGAGGAAAACACAGAAGGAGCCUUCAGCACUGAGAUCCAGAAGACCCUCACUCUGUCAGACACACAUGAUGGAUUCAGCCUCAGCUGCUCUGCUGUGUAUCCUGUUGCUGGAGGAGAACCUGUGAAAACACCUGAGACAGAGUUAACUCUCAGGGUUUCAUAUGCUCCUAAAGACACCACAGUCUCCAUCAGUCCAUCAGGGAGCUGGGUGACCCUGACCUGCUCCAGCAGAGCCAAACCUGCCGUCAGCAGCUUCACCUGGUUCAAGAACAGUGACCAUGGACCCAUCAAAGUGUCUGAAGGAGACUUUUACACUUUUAAUGUGGCCAACACAACAGAUCCAGCAAGUUUUCAGUGUGUGGCUGAAAAUUCUCUCGGUAAUCAGACGUCAUUGUGGAUUCAUGUGAACAAAGCAGAUGAACUGAAGAUUGAACUCGUCUUCAAAACACUGAUGAUCCUUCAGGUUGUAUCUCUCUACUGUACGAUCAUCAUCUUUGAGUGCUGGUUCAGAUGGAGACAUUGCCGCAAACAAGUGAAGGACUCACCAGAAGCAGAUGACGUCAAUACAGUGAAUGAAAGUCCAGCAUCAUGGGCCACAAGGAGAAACCCAAGACGUUAAAGCCAUCAUCAGUGACCUGCUCUAUUAAUUCUGAUCGUUUUUAUCUGCCUGGUUGUCAUUUUUGUCAUGAAAUCAGUUGUUUUGCUGGGUCUCAGCAUGAAGCAGGCCUGUAUAUAAGAAGUGGUGCAGCUCUGUAGAGGAUUAACACAUUUAUAUUCAUGUAGAGUCUUAAACAGAGCUGAUGUCUGUUUCCAUUCUGAAGAUAAACCAGCAUGUAUUGAAGCUUCAUAUUUUCUGUAUACAUUUAAACAAGUUAUAUCUCAAUGUAUUCUUGCAUUGUUUUCCAUUUUCUCCUGGUUUCAUUUGCUGUAUCUAUUGUAGUGGUCAUUUAAGUCAUGACAAUAGAAAACUUAAUAAAUUUUCUUUUUUUUCCCACAAAAUCAUUGUGUUAAUGCUUUGCAGAAAUAAAGUUUUUUCUUUGAAAUAAAGUCAUGAGAAUCUGUGAAGUGAUGAAAGUGAAAGAGGUUAAAUGGAAAAACUGCUUUAAUUUGGGUCUGUCAAGAAAAAGGUUGUGAACUCCUGCUCCACAGGAAGAAUGUAUGAUGUGAGAAGUAUGGACCCAAACACAGAACCCUGCAGAACUCCGUUUAGUCUGAGUAGAAGAGUCAUCAACAUGAAGUAAAU